GGGCGGGGCCGGGCGGGGCGAGCGCCGCAGCGGGACCAGUCGGCAGCUCCUGCAUCCCGGCCGCGAGAGCAUCCUCCGCACCGGGCCCCGCACCCCGCGGCCCCGGCCUCGGCGGGGCCAUGGCCGAGAUCACCAGUGUCCACCCCGGCUUCGAUGUGUCUCCCGUGGUGGCAGGACUCAUUGGAGCCACCGUGCUGGUGGUUUCUGUCUCAGUCACAGUCUUUGUGUGGACAUGCUGUCACCAGCAAGCAGAAAAGAAGCACAAAACCCCCCCGUACAAAUUCAUUCACAUGCUGAAAGGCAUCAGCAUCUACCCGGAGACCUUGAGCAACAAGAAGAAAAUCAACCGGAUCCGGAGAGACAAGAACGGCACGGCCAGGGAGGGGGGCAGGGGGAACCUCCUGCUGGAUGCAGCUGAGUCUGGGCUGGUGGGCCCUGACAAGGCUCAGGAUGGACCCCCCCACGUCGACCAGCUCCCCAUCAAAGCAGAUUAUGGAGAUGAACUCAGCCCAGAUCAAAGCCUCACUCCAGGAGGGAGUAAAACCUCCUCUCCCUCUUCCCCGGGUGAUGAUGUCAUGCUGGGAGACCUGACUUUCUCCGUGGACUACAACUUCCCCAAAAAGGCUCUGGUGGUCACCAUCCAGGAGGCUCACGGGCUGCCUGUGAUGGAUGAGCACACCCAGAGCUCUGACCCCUACAUCAAGAUGACAAUUCUGCCCGACAAGAGGCACCGCGUGAAGACCCGAGUGCUGCGCAAGACCCUGGAGCCGGUGUUCGACGAGACCUUCACCUUCUAUGGCAUCCCCUACAGCCAGCUGCAGGACCUGGUGCUGCACUUCCUGGUGCUCAGCUUCGACCGCUUCUCCCGGGAUGAUGUCAUCGGGGAGGUGAUGGUGCCCCUGGCAGGGGUGGAUCCCAGCACCGGCAAGGUGCAGCUCACCAGGGAGAUCCUCAAAAGGAACAUCCAAAAGUGCAUCAGCAGAGGGGAGCUGCAGGUGUCCCUGUCCUACCAGCCCGUGGCACAGAGAAUGACCGUGGUGGUGCUGAAAGCCAGGCAUUUGCCAAAGAUGGACAUCACUGGCCUCUCAGGUAACCCCUACGUCAAGGUGAACGUUUACUACGGCCGCAAGCGCAUCGCCAAGAAGAAAACCCACGUCAAGAAGUGCACUUUGAACCCCAUCUUCAACGAGUCCUUCAUCUACGACAUCCCCGCGGAUCUGCUGCCCGACAUCAGCAUCGAGUUCCUGGUGAUCGACUUUGAGCGCACCACCAAGAACGAGGUGGUGGGGAGGCUGAUCCUGGGCGCGCACAGCGGCAGCGCCGCGGGGGCCGAGCACUGGCGCCAGGUGUGCGACAGCCCCGGCAAAGCCGUGGCCAAAUGGCACAGCCUGAGCGAGUACUGAGCCCUCCUAGGACAGACUCCAACCUUGGUUUAGCUGUAGGACUAAAUUACUUUUCGUUGAGAAAGCAGCAGCUGGUUCUCUUAGUGAGGUGGGUUUUUGCAGGGCACUAAAAACGAAAAAUUAAAAAAUUCUUAAGGAGCAUUAAAAACGAUGGGGAAUAAAUAAUUUAAAGAGGAAAAAAAAAAAGAAAAAAAAAAGAAACCACGAAUAUAUAUAACAGUGUAAUCACGCUAUUGCAUGCCUACUACAAACUGAAAUUAGUAUAACUGCCAAUAUCAAGUUGCAGGUUUUAAUACAAUUAUCUGUCACUAUGGAAGUUGUGUUUGUGCCGAGCUGUCUUUGCUGGUAUUCACCAAGAUUGGCCUGUCUUCAUUAGGCUUCUCCCAAAGUUUCUGAAUUCUGCUGUUUAACCUCUAGUUUCUUGUUAGUUUUGCCUGCCCAUUGGUUCUUGCAGUUCUGUUCUGUGCUGGUUUGGGAGUCCCAACCACGUUUCCAUGUAGAGCUGGGUUAGAAUUCUGCACUGGCACAAAAGGAAAAUACAGGGAAAAUGGCACUGGCCUCCAGAGAAGAAACAAUUCUGUCAGGCAUUGAAAUCCUUGUUGUUGUGAUGUACCUGGGCAGCUGGGAGGUCACAACUUCCAAGAUUGGACUCUAAAAUGCAAACCCCAACAAACUGAUCCCACAGACUGUAGGAACUGGGGAAAUCCUGCUCUGUUUCAUUUUAUUUCAUCCUGUCUGUGCAUGAAGGGCCCAAGCAAACCCCAACACUGAUGUGUCAUUGACUGCUAAAGAAACUCUUAAAUGUCAAAUUCUACCUGGCUGAUAAUUUCUGUUUGAGGGCAGAACAAAGGUCCUGGAGGCAGAGCUUGUCCAUGAAAAGGUGACAAACUUCCCCUCAUCCAUGCUGAGGUGACAAAGCUUCCCCUCAUCCAUGCUGAGGUGACAAAGCUUCCCCUCAUCCAUUCUGAGGUGACAAACUUCCCCUCAUCCAUGCUGCAGCCAAUUUGCAUCAGACAUGAGCCUACAGUCACCUAAGAGCCAGCUCCCAAAAGAAGAAUAAACACAGGGCAAAAAAAAUGUGCCAGACCUGGAGUUUCAAGGCAGCUUGGAGGAAUUCUGGAAUCCUGCCUGACUUCUGAGGCUGGGAGCCACCUGCAGGGACAAAGAUGGCCCUGAGCAGGGGGACCCUGAGCACCUUGAACCCUGCAGAGUCAGGAAUUUGGGACAGAAGUUCCCAAAGGUUGGCAGCAGCUGCCUGAGAUCUGGUGCUGCUCACACAGCCCUGGAGCUGCCUUGGGAUGCAAGCAGAGCAUCCUGGCAUGGAUUUGGGUGUUCUUGUCACAGCCAGGGCACAGAUAAAGGUGAUAAAUGGCAGCAAAUAAUUCAUGGUUACCAGAGUUGGUGAAUUGAGCAGAAAUAAUUAUAACUAAAAUUGUUCCUGGGCUCUCCAGUGCAAAUGCAGAAGCAGAAUUGGGUUUGCAGGAGGCUCCUGGACAGCCCCAGGUUUUCAGGGAACCAAACUGCUCUGAGCCCUGGGGGAUGCAAACAGGAAUGCAAAGAACAUUACCAUUUUCUUAAAAUUAAGAUCAUUUAACUACUUACACGACUUCAUACUGAAUUUUUCACCUUCUUUUCCCCCUGACAUGGGAAUAACUGAGCCAGGCUCUCCUGGCUCCCCGCGAGGCACCAGGGCAGCAGCAGCUCUGUGUGAACAGACAGCACUUUGUGAGCUGCCACCACUCUGGCAUCUCUUCCUAAGGAAUUAUUUUUGGAAAGCUGAUUUUUCUCCCUCCCUCCUGCAGCUCCUGGAGGCUGCAGCUCCAUUUCUCAGCAGACACAAGCUGGACUUUGUUCCCCUUCACCCAUCCCCAUGACCAGGAUUUCUGCCUGAGGCUGUAGUAGAUUUUAUCAGUGUCUUAAAUGCUUUUUAGCUCGAGCUUUGUGGCUCACAGAGAAGGAGUUCCCCCAUUGGAAAUCGCUGUAGAUCUUUUUCAAUCCUAUUUUUUUUUUUUUGCACUAAUUGUGCUGCUGCAAUUGAAGCAACUGUCACAACUUUUCCUCAGAACAUGCUUUCCAACACCACUCCAAAGAUCUGACCAGGACUAAGAGCAGCAACAAAAUUCCCCUCUCCCUUCGGUGUGAAAAGCAUGGCUAAGCCUAGAUGAUCUUAAGAUUCCUUUAGUUUGCAAAGGAAAGAUGAAUUUCUUGUCAAGGAAACAUGCUCAGGGUAAAUAGACUUAGGCUAUCGGGCAGGUAGGAGUAGCUCCAACACUCUUCUGGAAUAAUAGGAAACUGAAAAUGUGCAGAUAUAUAUUUUUUAAAACAUAAAAUAGACAGUAAGUGACAGCAGACUCACUGUAAAAUCUCCCAGGUGUGGUUAUUCUUUACCUUGUGUCUUCUAUUGUAAAAUGAACUUGGACAGUUACAACUUUGUGUGGAAAAAAAAAAGAAAAAAAAAAAGAAAAAAGGCAAAAAACCUAACUCAACCUGUGUGAAACUGCAUAAUGCUAUAAGCUAACCUACAUUCUGUAAUGCUACCUUGUAUGUUGGAUUUGUUAACGCACAUUGAGCGUGCAAAUAAAAAUUAAAUCACUUUAA
This is a messenger RNA of Catharus ustulatus (Swainson's thrush), 4001 nucleotides long. RefSeq names its product synaptotagmin 11 (gene SYT11). Gene Ontology annotation, cellular component: axon; synapse; membrane. The record is from RefSeq and is a predicted model, not a curated record. Gene Ontology annotation, molecular function: calcium-dependent phospholipid binding; phosphatidylserine binding; clathrin binding. Lineage: Eukaryota; Metazoa; Chordata; Aves; Passeriformes; Turdidae. Gene Ontology annotation, biological process: regulation of calcium ion-dependent exocytosis; vesicle fusion; cellular response to calcium ion. Bases 120 to 1403 code for a protein of 427 amino acids. The transcript has 4 exons.